Messenger RNA from Jaminaea rosea, 1305 nucleotides. Its product is annotated as histone deacetylase. The transcript is spliced from 6 exons. Gene Ontology annotation, molecular function: histone deacetylase activity. The record is from RefSeq and is a predicted model, not a curated record. NCBI's taxonomy places the organism in Eukaryota, Fungi, Basidiomycota, Exobasidiomycetes, Microstromatales. The annotation marks the transcript as partial.
AUGUCGUCCGACGACGAGCCUGGACCCUCCUCCCGACGGCAUCUCAGUCUCAACCAACAAGCAGAAGCAGACCCAGAUGUCUUGGCCCCCAUCACUUCCUCGCACUACAGCUCCAAGCGCGUCCACUACUACCACUCCCCACUUAUUGGCUCCUUCUCUUACGGCUACGGCCACCCGAUGAAGCCGUAUAGGAUGCGAAUGACACACUCCCUCGUCACGGCGUAUGGUCUGGACAAGUGCAUGGUCAUGAGAGAGCCAAAGGAGGCGGACAAGGUCGAUAUGACCAGGUUUCACUCGGAUGAGUACGUCGAUUUCCUCGAGAGGGUCAACCCGGAGAAUGGUCAGGCAUUGACUGGGCAGGGUUCGAGGUUCCUGGUCGGCGAGGAUUGUCCCCCCUUUCCCUCGGUCUUCCAGUUCUGCUCCCUCUCUUCCGGCGGAUCAAUCAGUGCUGCUUCAUCGCUCAACUCGGGCGCGGCAGACGUGGCAGUCAACUGGGCCGGGGGAUUGCAUCACGCCAAGAAGAGGGAGGCUUCGGGAUUCUGCUAUACCAACGAUAUCGUCCUCGGCAUCCUCGAGCUGCUUCGCGUCCACCCACGCGUCCUCUACAUAGACGUGGACAUCCAUCAUGGUGACGGGGUGGAAGAAGCCUUCUACUCCACGAAUCGCGUCCUCUCCGUCUCAUUCCACAAGUUCGGCGACUUCUUCCCCGGCACCGGGGACGUCCGAGAUGUUGGGAUAGGCGAGGGCAAGGGGUACGCAGUCAAUGUACCCCUUAGAGAUGGAGUGGGGGACGAUGCGUAUCAUCGCUUACUGUUCGAGCCGGUGAUCAGGAGAAUCAUGGAGUGGUAUAGACCGGGCGCAGUCGUGCUGCAGUGUGGUGCUGAUUCGCUCGCGGGGGACAAGCUGGGAUGCUUUAAUCUGUCGAUGCGCGGCCACGCAGCGUGCGUCUCCUUCCUUCAGUCAUUCAACGUCCCCCUCAUGUGCGUGGGCGGCGGAGGGUACACGGUUCGCAAUGUUGCUCGCACAUGGACGUACGAGACUGCCCUUCUCCUAGGACGAGAGCCUGAUGAGGACCUGCCCUUUAACGAAUACAUGCAAUGGUUCGGCCCGGAGUACAAGCUGGACGUGCGUCCGACCAGCAUGGAGAACCUCAACACCGAAGCAUACCUAGAGGGACUUCGCUCGCGCCUAAUCGACAAUCUGCGGACUCUGCCCUUUGCUCCGAGCGUGCAGAUGCAGCCGACACCUGGGCAGGCUAUCAAUGCUCACGCCGAGGGCGGGAUGAGCGCGGAUGAGGACGAAGAG